Molecule: messenger RNA, 1886 nt
Organism: Ricinus communis (castor bean)
Lineage: Eukaryota; Viridiplantae; Streptophyta; Magnoliopsida; Malpighiales; Euphorbiaceae
Product: DDB1- and CUL4-associated factor 8
Exons: 5
Coding region: 256-1704 (482 amino acids)
Cellular component (GO): cytoplasm; Cul4-RING E3 ubiquitin ligase complex
Molecular function (GO): protein binding
Source: RefSeq, a predicted model, not a curated record
UAUAAAAUGCCGGCAAACAAGGGAGAGAGGUAACUCUGUUACAAAUUCCAAUCCAAGUGGUGUCAUUAUAUUAAUACCCAAAACAAAACCAUAACGCAAAACCCAUCUUUUCUCCAAGGCACAUUCAGACACAGAGAAAGCUUCUGGACAAUUCUAUCACUGACCUCUAACCACGAUCCCCAAUCUCUCAAGUUUUGAAUCUUUAUUGGUUACUUGUUUGAUAUUGUUGUUCUUACUUUCUUCAAGGAUUGAGCGAUGAAAAAGAGAGCUAGAACUAACCCUGAUAAGGCGGUGCUUAAUGUUUGGCAAAGAGAGGUUGGCGAGCUCUCCACUCGCAAUUUUGCUCAUCGUCUUGCCGCUUCUGAGGAUCUUGUACUACGACUUGAUCUAUACAAGAAGCUAGAUAAGCACAGAGGCUGUGUCAAUACGGUAAGCUUCAACGCUAAUGGUGAUAUUCUGGUGUCAGGUUCUGAUGACAGGCGGGUUAUACUCUGGGAUUGGGAAUCUGGGCGUAUCAAGCUUUCUUUUCAUUCGGGUCAUACUAAAAAUGUCUUUCAAGCUAAAAUCAUGCCUUACACGGAUGACCGAAGCAUUGUUACUUGUGCUGCAGAUGGUCAGGUUCGAUUUGCUCAAAUUUUGGAAUGUGGAGCAGUGGAAACUACAUUGCUAGCUAAACACCAAGGACGAGCUCAUAAGUUGGCUAUUGAGCCUGGGAGCCCGUAUAUAUUGUAUACUUGUGGUGAGGAUGGACUGGUUCAACAUUUUGAUCUGAGAACUAGGAGGGCGACAGAGCUUUUCUCUUGCCGACCAAUUGAUGAUAGGAGGGAGUACAUGCCAGUUGUACAUCUAAAUGCAAUUACAAUUGAUCCAAGGAACCCAAAUCUCUUUGCAGUUGCAGGGUCAGACGAGUAUACUCGGCUUUAUGAUAUUCGCAUGUACAAGUGGGAUGGGUCAACUGAGUUUGGUCAACCUACAGAUUACUUUUGUCCUCCACAUUUGAUUGGUGAUGAGCGAGUUGGUAUAACAGGCUUGUCAUUCUCAGACCAGAGUGAGCUUUUAGUCUCAUAUAAUGAUGAGCUCAUCUAUCUUUUUACACGAGAUAUGGGACUGGGUCCCAAUCCAGAUCCAUCAUCUCCAGUCUCAAUUGGCAGCUCUGCAGGCGAGCUGGCAUGUAUGGAUGUUGAUGGGAAAGUCUCUCCCCAAGUUUAUGAAGGACAUCAAAAUUGUGAGACUGUUAAGGGGGUAAGCUUCUUUGGACCUGGAUGUGAGUACGUGGUGAGUGGAUCGGAUUGUGGUCGGAUAUUUAUUUGGAAGAAAAAGGGUGGCGAACUCAUCCGUGCCAUGGAAGCAGAUAAGCAUGUGGUAAACUGUAUCGAACCUCAUCCUCAUGCCACUGUGCUUGCUAGUAGUGGAAUCGAGAAUGAUAUAAAGAUGUGGACUCCAAAAGCCAUAGAGAGAGCUACUCUGCCUACAAACAUUGGACGGCUGAAACCAAAGGCUAGGGGCUGGAUGUACCGUAUUGCUUCGCCACAGGACCUGAUGUUGCAACUAUUUUCAUUGCAAAGGUGGAGAACUAGCCCAGAGCGCAUUGAAGAGAGCUCAGCUGCUGGUAGGGAACUUUUAGAGCUUAUGCUGACAUUCAAUGCCAACAGUGAUUCAGAUGAUGGAGGGGAUACAUCAAGUCGCGAUGAUUUUUUUAGCUAAAGAUGCUUUGGUUAUAUUUGGCCUAUAGAAAAUGAAAACCAUAGCAAUUGUACAUAGCAUAGGGUUUCAGUCAACAAUUUUGUGGAUCCUUGCAAAUUUUAAUGUCUACCUUGAUACUUGACCCAAGUUCAUUCCCAUUUCUGAGUCUUUUUCCAUAAUUAAAUCAUUGCCAUUUGUUAAUA